Messenger RNA from Tripterygium wilfordii, 1291 nucleotides. RefSeq lists its product as uncharacterized. The record is from RefSeq and is a predicted model, not a curated record. Lineage: Eukaryota; Viridiplantae; Streptophyta; Magnoliopsida; Celastrales; Celastraceae. Bases 208 to 1029 code for a protein of 273 amino acids. The transcript is spliced from 7 exons.
UAAACCGGAAAAUCAAGGAACAGAGGAAAUCUUGCUUCGCCUCAAAGUCCCCGAAAACUAGACAUCAGGGGACCUAAUCUGUACCACCAGAGCAUCAAAUUCCUUUGCGAAACUAUAGCCUGAUUUGUUGGUCCGUGGCACGAAUAUAAUCGGCUUCAGUCUCACGAUCAAAAAAAGAGAGCUUUUUCAUGAAUUCAAUUCUUAGACAUGCAAGUGCUCAGAUGGAGAAACUUGUCGCAACUCCGAAAUACCUUUCUUCCGGGCCUUUCAGCGUCAUCAACGACGACCCAUUUCGCGUCUAUUCAUUCCACACCUAGUUCGUUCGACAAGUCGAAGAAUAAACCGAAUGCGGAUGUGAGAGGGUCACAAAAACCAUCCAAGGAACACAUAAGAUUUGUGACUCGACAAAAGAGAGCUGAUACAAAGAAAGCACUAAAAGACCUUCUCUUCAAAAAUGGGGCGUCUAAAUUUUCAUUUCCGGAUGAAGAGCCAAUACCGAAGUUUGAUGGCGCAAAUGGAUGGGAUACGCACAAAUCAAAUAGCUCCUGCAAGAAAGGCAGACCUAAAGUUUCUGCUAGACGUUCUAAGAAAUCCCAUCACAACAAAAUGAAACGAAAGUUCAGGGAUUCUGAAGAAUUUGAUGAUUCUGAGACAACCUUUCAAGAAACAUAUGGGAAAAGAUGGUAUACUUGGUCUUUCAGAUCAUGGAAUGAGCCUCCUUCCCAAAGUUCAACAUCUGGAUUUGAGUGGAGAGAUCAUUCAAACCGAACAAACCAUAGAACUGAGCAGUGGGCAAAUUCAAGCGAGUCAGAGGAUGAGUUCUUUUCUGUAGGAUCAUCUUCUGAUAGAACCCUUCUUGGCCUGCCUCCAAAAGGACCUUUAAAGAUUGAAGAUGUAAAAAAUGCUUUCCGCUCGUCAGCUUUGAAAUGGCAUCCUGAUAAGCAUCAGGGUCCCUCACAGGCAGCGGCUGAGGAGAAGUUCAAACUGUGUGUUAAUGCAUACAGAUCAUUAUGCAAUGCUCUUGCCUGAGUUCUAACCUUCCUAUGUUGUGGUAGGGAUGUCUGACGCAUUCGGCUUUUCCAUCGGGCAUCGUUUCAAAGAAGCUACAAUAACAUAGCAGAACAGGAACAAGAACUGUAUGAUGAAUAUUUAUUUGAUUUAUUAUCAUUCUUCAGUAGUUGACUCAUUGCCAAGGAUCUUGAUAGCUCAAAUGUUAUAUUCUAACCAGCCAUUCUGGUAAUUUUAUAGUUGCCCUGAUCAAUAAUUAUUUCAACAACUGAGUUUAGCUAUC